AUGAUCUUCACUUUCAUUGCAUGGCAGACUCUCAGUACUGCCUUCUUCUUCACAGUCCUCUACUUCCUUCAUGUGCUCAACGCCAAGUUCUUUCAACAAGCCGUCACCUUCUCCGGCCAUGGCCCACCAAGCUACCCCGUCAUCGGGUGCUUGAUAUCCUUCUACAAAAACAGGCGCCGCCUUUUGGACUGGUACACCCAACUCCUGUCCCAAUCCCCGACCAACACCAUCGUCGUGCGGCGGCUGGGCGCCAAGCGCACCGUUGUGACGGCGAACCUGAAGAAUGUCCAGUACAUGCUCAAGACCAACUUCAAGAACUACCCAAAGGGCAAACCGUUUACUGAAGUAUUGGGUGAUUUUCUCGGGCAUGGCAUUUUCAAUGUGGAUGGAGAGCUAUGGCGAACUCAGCGCAAGCUCGUGAGCCAUGAAUUCAGCACCAACUCGCUGCGGGAGUACGUGAUGAACACGUUGCGCGAGGAAGUUGAGAACCGGUUGUUGCCGGUCAUGCAGUCAGUAUUGACAGAAAACAAGGCAGUGGACUUGCAGGACCUCCUAAAGAGACUUACAUUCGACAUGAUAUGCAAGGUCUCGUUGGGGACUGCUGAGCAACACCGUUCGCUGGAUCCUACGUUCCCCAUUUGUCCGCUUGCCGAAGCUUUCGACGUGUCAUCGGAGAUCUGUGCUCGUCGUGGGGCCGCCACUCUGUCUCUCUCGUGGAAGAUCAAGAGAUUGAUCAGAGUCGGGUCAGAGCGGAGGCUGAAGGAAGCGGUCCAGGAAGUCCACGUGUUUGUGUCACGAGUGAUUAGAGACAAAAUCAGGGACAUGAAUGAAAGAGCAGCUUCUGGCAAUGACGAUCUCCUCUCUCGCCUGAUCUUAGCAGGGCAUGAUGAGAGAACGAUAAGAGACCUUAUGAUAAGCUUCAUAAUGGCGGGAAGAGACACGACUUCGGCCGCCAUGACAUGGCUUUUCUGGCUGCUUUCUCAACAUCCAAACAUAAAGCAAGACUUGGUGAGAGAGGUCGAACUUGUAGUGAAGAAGAGAAGGAGCAACUUGGACUAUGAAUCGCUUAAGGAAUUGAAGCUGUUAAAUGCAUGUCUACUGGAGUCCAUGAGGCUCUACCCGCCCGUGGCCUGGGACUCCAAGCAUGCCGUCGAAGAUGAUGUUUUGCCUGAUGGCACAAUCGUGAAAUCAGGAGAUAGGGUAACUUAUAUCCCUUAUGGGAUGGGAAGGAUGGAACAGCUGUGGGGGAAGGAUUGGUUUGAGUUCAGACCGAACCGGUGGCUUCUCGAACCGGAGAAGGGCGGGACCGGAGAAAUAAGGAAGAUGUGCCCGUAUAAAUACCCGGUUUUUCAGGCGGGGCCGAGGGAUUGCAUAGGGAAGGAGAUGGCUUUUAUUCAGAUGAAGUAUGUGGUAGCUUCAAUUCUGCGCCGGUUCGACGUCGAACCGGUGAAUCAAGGUUGUCCAGUUUUCGUGCCGUUCUUGACAGCCCACAUGGCUGGCGGCCUCCCAGUCAGGAUUCGAAAAAGAAACAUUUCUAAGCACGAUGGCAAUGAAUUUGCCCGAUUGAUCGGAGCAAAUGCUCCCGAUUUUAGAUCAUUGGGUUAAUGUAACAUCGCAUUAUUCCCUUUUUUUUUUUUGGGUACCCCAUAACUCGUCUUCGAGCUGCAACUGACUGCUCUCCGAGACGCGGAGCCCUUUCCCCUGUGCAGAAAUUUAUCGUAAUAUCACGGAGCGAUCUUAUUGUUAUUUCUGUGCAUACGUGACAGUGGAGUCGUGUUACUGUUACAUUAGUUCACCCGGUUAAGGUUGCGUUCGUCAGAUCAACCACCCUCAAUAUCAAGCAUGCUGUGGAUGAUGUGUCUCAGGUGCCAGUUCAACUAUGUGUCAUCCAGGGGUAGGUUAUGAUUCGUUGCCCAAGUACGUUUUCGGUCUCAAGAUGUCAGAAAGCCAAGUUGGAUUUUUCUAGAGAAGGAUAGAGGGCACAUGGGCUUUUCGGGGAGGAUAAGUUCACGUGGGAAAGAUUUUCCAAGCGAUAAGAUGGUGAACGGAGACGAAGCACUUUUUUUUUGUUUAGUAUUAUCACGGAUUUCCUGUAUUAACUGUUGUAGGACCUCUUUCAUUAUUCAACUGUCUCUUCUACCUUUCUUCCUUUUAUUAUUAUCAUCAUCA
Messenger RNA from Rhodamnia argentea, 2169 nucleotides. RefSeq names its product cytochrome P450 94B3-like. Gene Ontology annotation, molecular function: oxidoreductase activity, acting on paired donors, with incorporation or reduction of molecular oxygen; heme binding; iron ion binding. The transcript has a single exon. The record is from RefSeq and is a predicted model, not a curated record. Bases 1 to 1605 code for a protein of 534 amino acids. NCBI's taxonomy places the organism in Eukaryota, Viridiplantae, Streptophyta, Magnoliopsida, Myrtales, Myrtaceae.